Molecule: messenger RNA, 1444 nt
Organism: Exaiptasia diaphana
Lineage: Eukaryota; Metazoa; Cnidaria; Anthozoa; Actiniaria; Aiptasiidae
Product: coiled-coil domain-containing protein 18
Source: RefSeq, a predicted model, not a curated record
GAAGCUGAUAAGUUGCGAAAGAGAAAACAAGAAAGCGAAGAAACGAAUCAAGAAUUAAGGCUAGCGAGGGAGCAGUUACAAACCACGCACGCAGAACUGAUUGAAGCUCGAAGAGAUCUCUUGAAAUACCAAUCAAGAGAACAAGAACUCAUUCACGAGCUGGACGAUGCACACACUCUAUUAAACGCAAAAGAACACGACUGCACUCGCCUUGCAAAGGAUCUUGGGGCAUCUCAAGUGCGCGAGGCUGAAGCGGAAGCACGAUGUGUUCAGGAAAUGAGAAAGACGCAGCAACAACACGAAAUUAAGCAGGUUUCUCAAGAGCAUGAGUUAAAACGACURCAAGAAAGCCAUGCYAAGUUAUUAUCCCAAAGAGAAGAACUACAAGCAGAGAAAAACUUAGCCAUCAAUAAACUCAAAGACACAAACCAACAGCUWACUCGCGAACUGGCGGAUUACAAAGACGCUAACUCGCACCUGUCACAAGAGACCAAGCAACUAACGAACCAACUGACUGGCUACCAGGACGAACUGAAGAGUGUCAAUGAAAGUAUGGUGAUCAAAGAAGCCGAGAUCACAAGACUGGAGGCUAGAAUAUCAGGCUACGAACGGGCUAUGUUCGGCACCCGGCAACACUUCGAUCGCCUUGGUGCUAAUUCCCCUCGGCCAUCACCUGCAUUAAGAGCGCAUGUCCGACACGUGACCUCGCCACGUGCAYUGACCGACUUAAAGAAGAGCUCAUCUGAUCACAACYUGCACAACCUAUCAGAAAGCUCGGCCUAUAGUAUCCUAGAUACAGAUGACUUCAUCCAUUCUCUAGACCACGUGAUUGAACGGGGAAGAUCCCACACUCCUUUGGAAGUCCCCUCGCUAUUGACCAGAAGACAGGACUUGUCUUCGACUAAGACUAGCCAGACGGCAGCCAAAUACGAAAAAGAUAAUUUGGAUGCGGUACCUGAGUCAGAUCUUGACCCCAGUCAAUGUCGUGCAAGUCUAAAGGAAAAAUUACGAGCCAGCGAAGAACGACGGAAACAAAUCGACAAACAGCUCCACACCAUGAAAUCAUCGAUAUCGUAGCUAUUAACUAUAUACAGCAAAUUGAAGAGAUGUUGUCACAGUCGAAAGGUAGAUUAAACUACACGUAGUGAUGCAUGGGAUAUCGGUAAAAGCACUUGAAAUAGUCGGCUCUGUCUUGUUUUAACGACAUCUAAGUGUUCUUUGUAAAGGGAAUUAUUUUCAAUAACUUCGAUAUAGUAAUGAAGUGUCUGUAAUUCUGUUUGUCCUCAAUCGAAGAAUAGUUGACAAUAGUUGAGUAGACAAAGAAUGCCAUUCAAAUGAAGGCUAUCUCCAUUCCAUCGCAUCGUUUCAAACAUAUUUAGCGAAAUAUUUAAUAUUAUGGUUUAUCUUUUGAAAGUUGCAACAUUUCUUCAGUUUUGUUUAACAC